This is a messenger RNA of Portunus trituberculatus (swimming crab), 2826 nucleotides long. Its product is annotated as vesicular glutamate transporter 1-like. The record is from RefSeq and is a predicted model, not a curated record. Gene Ontology annotation, molecular function: L-glutamate transmembrane transporter activity; neurotransmitter transmembrane transporter activity. Gene Ontology annotation, biological process: monoatomic anion transport; neurotransmitter loading into synaptic vesicle; regulation of synapse structure or activity. Gene Ontology annotation, cellular component: excitatory synapse; synaptic vesicle membrane. The transcript has 16 exons. NCBI's taxonomy places the organism in Eukaryota, Metazoa, Arthropoda, Malacostraca, Decapoda, Portunidae. Bases 577 to 2550 code for a protein of 657 amino acids.
GGGGACGGAGAGGGAGCUGAACCCCCUUUUCCCCUCGUGGCGUCCUUAUCCCUCCCUCCGGUCCUUCCUCCCCCGGUGUAGGAUUUCCUCGGCCGCCCUUUCAGUGGUGUCUGUGUCCCUCGCCUGUGUGUCUGGAGGUGGCUCUGUCUCCAUCCACCCCCAUCCCUACCCUCCACCCCAGCGCCACCCCGGGCCACCCACGAUAACAGGGGAAGAGGAAGGCACACCCCAGCACGCCCCAGCAAGCCCACAGCACGCCCACAGCCCCGCAACACCCCAGACCCACGCAACGAACACAAAAAAGAUUAAAAAAAACUGAGAAAAAGAAAAAAAAACAACAAACUUUAAAUAAAAUAAAAAAAAAGAAAAGAAAAUAGAAAAAAGAAAAAGAAAACAGUGCAAACACACACACACACACACACACAGCCAUGCAGAACCACACACACAGCUGAUAAACACACACACACGUACACACAGACACACAGACACACAGGUACCAUGGCAGCGGGUGGGCAGUAGGAAGGUGUGGGAGUGUUAAUUAGUGACCCAGGUGAACAGACAACACCUGAGUGAGCCAUGCCUGGUCUGGACGCCCUUAUAGUGUUGAAGGACCGAGCAAAGGAGGUCAGGGAGCGCUUCAUCAUCAGCCGGAACUCAGUGAUUCCUCAUGACAGGGAUGUCCAGUAUGAAGAAUAUGAGCUGGGGUCUGCCAAGGGGGGGGCCGACCAGCAGUGGGGGGAGGGAGCGUUCGACGAGGACAUGGAGAGGGAGAAGCCGCCCCUGAGGAAGAUCGACCAGUACAUGCCCCCAAACUGCCCCUGCUGUAACAUUACCAAGAGAUUCACCAUGGCUAUUCUGGCGAGCAUAGGUUUUCUCAUCUCUUUCGGUAUUCGGUGUAACAUGGGCGUGGCGGUGGUGCAGAUGACGGCCAAUGAAAGUGAUUCUGGGAAGCGAGAGAUCGAGUGGAGUGACGACAUAGUGGGCGUGAUCGAUUCCUCUUUCUUCUGGGGCUACCUGGUGACACAAGUACCUGGGGGCCUCAUCGCCUCUCGCUUCCCCGCCCACUGGGUUUUCGGAACAGCCAUCACCACCACCUCCCUCCUGAACAUGCUCUUCCCAGGGGCGUCCCGAAUGCACCCCGCCGCCGCCAUGACCGUCAGGAUACUGCAGGGCCUGGUGGAGGGUGUCACGUAUCCGGCGUGUCACGGUAUCUGGAGGAACUGGGCCCCGCCGCUGGAACGCUCUCGUCUCGCCACCAUGGCUUUCUGCGGGAGCUAUGCUGGGGCGGUGCUGGGUAUGCCGCUGUCUGCCUGGCUCACGGAGGGCAUUGGGUGGCCAGCGCCCUUCUACUUCUAUGGUGUGGCUGGGGUGACCUGGGGGUUUUUUUGGUACUGGUUGGCCUUUGAGAAACCCGCCAAACACCCAACCAUCAGUGCCAAGGAGCAGGUGUACAUUGAGGAGAGUCUCGGCAAGCAGCCCACCUCGCAGCCCACCUUCGCCUCCACCCCCUGGCGCGCCUUUGCCACCUCCAUGCCUGUGUGGGCCAUCGUGGUGGCAAACGUGGCUCGCUCCUGGACCUUCUACCUGUUGAUCAUCUCACAGCCUAGCUACUUCAGUGAGGUGUUCCAUUACAAGGUGGCCAAGAGCGGCACCCUGUCAGCCCUCCCUCACCUGGUAAUGACGAUCGUGGUGCCAUUCGGGGGCCAGCUAGCAGACCACUUCCGUAAGAACAAUAUCCUCUCCACCACCAACGUAAGGAAGAUCUUCAACUGCGGCGGGUUUGGACUGGAGGCGCUGUUCCUGCUGGUGGUGGCCUUCACGAGGGACACCACUGUGGCUAUCUCCGCGCUAACUCUCGCUGUGGGCUUCUCCGGCUUUGCUAUAUCAGGAUUCAACGUGAACCACCUGGACAUCGCGCCGCGCUACGCCAGCAUUCUCAUGGGCAUCAGCAAUGGGUUCGGGACACUGAGCGGCAUGAUCUGUCCCAUUGUGGUGGAGGAAUUUACCAAGCAAGGCACAGCGGCGGAGUGGCAGGUGGUGUUCCUAAUCGCCUCCAUCAUCCACUUCUUGGGCAUCGCCUUCUACGGGAUCUUCGCCUCGGGGGAGCUGCAACCCUGGGCAGAGCCGGCGCCCGAGGAGGCCGCCACGGGGGAGGUCCUGCCCAAGGAGACCACGCCGGCAGUAGGAGGCGUGGGCGGUGUUGGCGGCGUGGUGGGCGGCGUGACUGGCGUGGCGGGGGCGGCGGGCCAGCCUAAUGGGAAACUGUCCACCUAUGGCACGAUGAUGGAGGACGGGGGCGGGGGCGUGGCGGGGGAGGGCGGGGGACAGGGAUACACCUACACCCAGCAGGACUAUACCCAACAACAACAACAACAACAACAACAACAACCAGGAUACACCAUGCAGCAGGCUGACGACGCAAACUACUCCACACAGAAUCCUCACAACCCGUUCGCCAGCGCUCCACCCCAGCCUUCCAACCCCUUCGCUGGGGGGUUCAAACAGGAGCCAGUGCAGCCCCCCUCCCAGUACACCCCUUCCCAGUACUAACCCCACGUCCCCAGUACCCCCAGUGACCCCUUGUAGCCGCCCCCAGCCCUCCCCUGCAGUAUCUUUGUCAGCAUAUCAAAAUUUAGUUCCAGGAUUGAAAGUGGAGGCGUUGGGUGUUUGGUUUAGGUGAGUUUGUGUUGAAAUGUUGUCGUUUUCUAUGAGUGUUUCGUUUUCUUUGAUUAUUUUUAUUAUUAUUAUUAUUUAAGAUUUCUCGUUUUUUUUCUAAUAUAAUGAUUGUCUAAUUAUUUUUUGGCGUUUCCAAUAUUUUUCUAUUAU